AUGUCUCGCUCAAUACCCCCUUCCGAGUUAGCCAACCACAACAACAUCGACUCCCUGUGGCUCGCCAUCGACGGCGUGGUCUACGAUCUGACCGAGUUUGCCCCGACACAUCCCGGCGGACUCUCGGUCCUCUUGGACCACGCAGGCGGCGAUGGUACCGAGGCAUACAACGCCGUCCAUUCGCCAUCACUCCUCCUCUCUACGCUCCCAGCAUCAAAGCAACUUGGCCGGCUCUCCUCAUCUGUUCCCGUCCUGGCUGCUUCCUCAUCCCAACCAACCCCAAAACCCAAGCAAAAACCCCCCUUAUCCAGUCUACUAUCCGUCAACGACUUCCGCCUCGUCGCCCACGAUUUCCUCCCCCCCAAAACCCUCGCCUUCGUCUCCUCAGCCGCCACAGACUGCCACACCCACCGCCGCAACAGCACCACCUACUCGCAAAUCACCCUCCGCCCGCGUGUCCUGAUCGACGUGUCCGCGCCCGUGUCCCUAAAAACCACCAUCCUCGGCCAGCCGGUCUCCUCCCCGAUCUUUGUCUCCCCCACCUCCCUCGGCAAGACAGUCCACCCGGAGGGUGAGCGCGAGAUCGCGCGUGCGUGUAAGGAAAUGGGAGGUGUAGCCCAGAUUGUUAGUACCAGCGCGAGCUUUGCCGUGGCGGAUGUCAUCCAAGCCGCUCUGGACCACCCUAUACCAUCAUCUCCCGAUGGCUCACAGCAGCAAAACAACACCAACGACGACAUCCCCGUCUUCCUCCAACUCUACGUCGACAAACACGCCCCCAACACCUCAGCCCUCCUGCACUCCCUCACCUCCCCCAACGGGCCCAGCAAGAUCAAAGGCGUCUUCCUAACGGUCGACGCCCCCGUCCCGGGCAAACGCGAAGCCGACGAGCGCAUCCAAACCACUCCCACUUCCUCCUCCCCCACCAUCAACACAACAACCCCCAUGGCCACCCAACUCACCCCCCGACCCGACACCAACGGCUCCGCCCUAGGCCGCCUAAUGGCAUCCUACAUCUCCCCCUCCCUAACCUGGUCUCACACCCUCCCCUUCCUCCGCGCCCACCUCCCCCCCGGGGUCCCCAUCGUCCUCAAAGGCAUCCAAACCGCCUCUGAUGCCCUCUGCGCCUUCCACGCCGGCGUCUCCGGCAUCCUCAUCUCCAACCACGGCGGUCGGUCGCUGGAUACAUCGCCUGCGUCGAUAUUAGUGUUGCUGGAGAUACAGCGGUGUUGUCCGGAGGUGUUGGAGGGGAUGGAGGUUUUUGUGGAUGGGGGGGUUGGGAGGGGGAGUGAUGUGUUGAAGGCUUUGUGUUUGGGGGCGAGGGGGGUUGGAGUGGGGAGGGGGGUGUUGUGGGGGUUGGGGGGCUAUGGGGGGGAGGGGGUGAGGAGGGUUUUGGAGAUCCUCAACGACGAACUAGUAACAAGCAUGAAAAUGUGCGGCGUCACAAGCCUGGAUGAACUGCACCCGGGGAUGGUCAAUACCCGGGCCAUCGACCAUCUUGUUCCGGAUACUUUGAGCGAGGAGCAUCCGUAUGCUAAGUGGAGGCGGAGUAAGCUUUAG
Molecule: messenger RNA, 1557 nt
Organism: Dichotomopilus funicola
Lineage: Eukaryota; Fungi; Ascomycota; Sordariomycetes; Sordariales; Chaetomiaceae
Exons: 2
Coding region: 1-1557 (518 amino acids)
Molecular function (GO): oxidoreductase activity
Source: RefSeq, a predicted model, not a curated record